Nicotiana tabacum (common tobacco) is the source of this 586-nucleotide messenger RNA. Its product is annotated as L10-interacting MYB domain-containing protein-like. The record is from RefSeq and is a predicted model, not a curated record. Lineage: Eukaryota; Viridiplantae; Streptophyta; Magnoliopsida; Solanales; Solanaceae.
AUGAAAAAUCAUUGGGAUUGUAUGAACGCCGAAUGGACUCUUUUUAAGCAGUUGAUAAAGGGGGAGACAGGGUUAGGAUGGGAUGAAAACAAAAGAAUAAUUGUUGCGGAUGAUGAUUGGUGGGAGCAAAAAAUUAAGGAGAAUGUUAAAUACAAAAAAUUUAGGAAUAAAGAUCUUUCUCUUAUAUGGUUUCGAUAUGAUGCGUUGUUUGCUGAUAUUGUUGCCACUGGAGAGAGAGCACGAGCAGCAAGCCAAGAACAGAUGUCGGGGAUUGGAUUAGAUUUAGAUGAUGAAAUAAAUAAUUUUUAUGGUUAUGAUCAGGGUGAACAAUUUGGUAACCUUAAUGAUGAGAAGAGUGACGAUAGCGAUGAUAUCUUGCAACAUGCACAUUCUGUUAGGUUUCCUGAGCCAUCAUUAAAAAAACUAAAGUCAAUUGAUGGCGUUGGCACUAGCAGUCAAGGGAAAAAGAGUAAGGCAAAGUAUGGUGCUGUAUCACUAAAACAUGAUAUACACUCCCUACUUGAGAUGGUGUCCAACAAAAGUAGCGCUACAUCUCUUACAACAUCAGAGGCCACUAUCGAGAAGU